Setaria italica (foxtail millet) is the source of this 1454-nucleotide messenger RNA. RefSeq names its product vegetative cell wall protein gp1-like. The record is from RefSeq and is a predicted model, not a curated record. Lineage: Eukaryota; Viridiplantae; Streptophyta; Magnoliopsida; Poales; Poaceae. Bases 182 to 1153 code for a protein of 323 amino acids. The transcript has a single exon.
AGAAGCCAAAUGAAGCUGGGAAGCAGAAACGUCAGGGCUAUGGCCAUCGGCCAACCGCACGCGCUCGGGUGAGCGGGAAGACACCGACAUGAACGCCUCCGGUGAGCUCGUUCUUCUAUAAAUACCGUAGCUCGCCUUCCGUUCUCUGCAUCCAGAACACAGAGUUGAUCGAUAAGGCGCCAUGGCUUCCACGAACACCAUGUCCUCCUUCGUGCUCGUCCUGGCGUUGCUGCUCUCAUGCGGUGGCAUGAGCAACGCGGCGCGGCGGAUGCAGGAGCUCCCGAAGCCUGACCUGCCGCCUCUUCCCAAGCCUGAAGAACCGAAGCCUGAGCCCUUGCCGGUGCCGCCGCAGCCCCUGCCGAACCCUGAGCCGCUGCCGGUGCCACCACAGCCCCUACCGAAUCCUGAGCCCCUGCCAAACCCUGAGCCGCUGCCGGUGCCACCGCAGCCCCUGCCCAAACCCGAGCCGCUGCCGGUGCCACCGCAGCCCCUGCCGAAGCCGGAGCCCCUGCCGGUGCCACCGCAGCCCCUGCCCAAACCCGAGCCGCUGCCGGUGCCACCGCAGCCCCUGCCGAAGCCGGAGCCACUGCCGGUGCCACCGCAGCCCCUACCUAAACCCGAGCCGCUGCCGGUGCCACCACAGCCCCUGCCGAAGCCGGAGCCACUGCCGGUGCCACCGCAGCCCCUGCCGAAGCCAGAACCGUUGCCGGUGCCACCGCAGCCCCUACCUAAACCCGAGCCACUGCCGGUGCCACCACAACCCCUGCCGAAGCCGGAGCCCCUGCCGGUGCCACCACAGCCUCUGCCCAAACCUGAGCCACUGCCACUGCCACCGCAGCCCCUGCCGAAGCCGGAGCCGUUGCCGAUGCCACCACAGCCCCUGCCGAAGCCGGAGCCACUGCCGGUGCCACCGCAACCCCUGCCCAAGCCUGAGCCGCUUCCUGUACCACCACAACCUCUGCCCAAGCCCGAGCCAUUGCCGGUGCCACCACAACCCCUGCCGAAGCCGGAGCCAUUGCCGGUGCCACCACAGCCCCUGCCCCAACCCGAACUCCCGAAGCCGGAGCUGCCACCUCCGGUGCUGGCUGGUGAGCUUCCACCAAAGCCGGAGGUAGUGCCAACGAAGCCGGAGGUGGUCCCGCUACAGCCAUGAUCGAUGAGCUACCAUGAUAACUCUAGGGGCGCAUAUUAUUGAAACAGCGCUCUAGACAUUAUUUUCUAUUGUAAUUUGCUCAUUCGUGUGACACACAUGCAUGCGUGCUGGGUAAUUGACGAUAUUGUAUAGCUAGCAUAUCAGAUUUGGAGCGUGAGCGAUGUAUGUGCAUCGCCAUGCCAUCUAAUCCGGCCGUGACUGUGAUCUCUGUGUGUUCUGGCCGAGAUCCAUGUGUAUAAAUAAAUGGAUUCGUUUGUAUAUCUACGUAUUUCUGUCAAACCAUUCAUAUCGAGUUCGACCC